AUUCCGGAAAGUUUCAGCGAUUCCCUCCGCUGGCUCAGUCGGAUGCCCGUGGCAGAAGUCGCCCUGGUCUUGGCUGUAAACACGGCGGCGAUAUAAAGAAGACGGGACUCGAGGGGAGGGAAGGCUGCCGGGUCAAUCGGCGAGCGAUCAUUGUCGCGAGAUUUUCCAGCGGAGUCGUGCCACGUCUGUAUUGUCGAGCGGGCAGACACGUCGUUGGUUCGUUGAGCUGUGCACGGGCGGCGCUUCCAAUGAAGACGAGCGGCCACGGAUCUCCCGUAGGGUAGCGUCACGCCGCGUCGCGCAGUCUUUCGAGCAGAGGAGUCUGCCAAGCGAGAGUCGAGUUCGCGGGCGUCUCGGCAAGUAAAGCCGAAGCAAGGCUUCUCUCAUCUCACCAUCUCACCGCCGUCACCCAACUACGAUCAUCAUCAUCUGUGUUCCACUACCACCGUAGCACCACCACCGUUCUACCACGACCACCACCAUCUCACAUAAUCAUCGUCUUUCACCCACCACCACCACGGCCUCGUCAAUCAAGCACGGCCAUCAGCAUCAUCUCAUCACACAACCACCACCAUCAUCAUCAUCUCAUGAUCCAACCACCAUCACGACAUUCAACAACAUACAACAACCACCACCACCAGCACCUGCCACCAACACCAUCAUCAUCCUCCAGCCACCACCACCGUCUCACCAUCUAACCACCACGGUCUCAUCUAGCCAAAGCGAUCGAAGUCCGUCCCGUGGCCAAAGCGAAGACAUGCCGGGGCCAGGGUACAAAUACGACAAGGCGGCCGACGGAGACUCGCAGGGGUCCGAGAGAGGGGAACCCGGAGCAGCAUCAUCAGCAGCAGCAUCAUCCGCAGCAGCAGCAGGAAGCAGCAGCCCCGGCGAGUCGCCGACGAGGGCACCCGCGCCACCCACGCGCGCGGUCCACGGUGCCGUGGCCAUCGACGUCGCGUGCGUCUUCCUGGCCUCGCUGCCCUUCCUCGUGCUCGAGAUCAACGUGGUGGACCCGUUCCAGCGAGGAUUCUUCUGCGGUGAUGAGACCAUCGACUACCCCUACGAGAAGAGCGAGACCGUGUCCGACGGACUCCUGAUUGCCGGCGGAUUUCUCAUCGCCCUGGCCACCGUGAUCGGGGGCGAGCUGUGCGCCGCCUGCUGCCUGGGCCACCGUUGCCCACCCGUGCUGAAGAGGGGCGGCUCGCUGACCGGCGCUCUCUACCGCACGCUGGGCGCCUUCCUCUUCGGCUGCGCCGUCAACCAGUCGCUCACGGACGUCGCCAAGUUCUCGGUGGGCCGGCUGCGGCCGCACUUCCUGGACGUGUGCAAGCCCGAUCGCGCCCUCUACAACUGCUCCGAGGGCUACAUCACGAGGGUCGUGUGCACGGGGGACCCGGCCGUCAUCACCGAGGCCAGGAAAUCGUUCUUCUCUGGUCAUGCCUCCUUCGCAAUGUACUCCAUGGUGUUCCUUGCUCUGUACGUGGAGUCUCGCCUGCGCUGGCGCGGCGCACGCAUCCUGCGUCCGCUGCUGCAGUUCGUGCUGCUGCUCGUGGCCGUCUUGGUGGGGCUGUCGCGCCUCUCCGACUACCGGCACCACUGGAGCGAUGUGCUCGUUGGGUUUGGCUCUGGGGCGACCGUCGCAUUUACUGUGGUGUUUCUCAUCUCGGGGCUUUUCACCGACAACUGCCUGGCGGUGCACAAGCGCAGGGAAGCGGCGCGGACAAACGGGGACUUGGAACAGGGCCAAGCGGCCAAUCACAACGGCCACGCCGACGCUGCAGCCACUGCCACCGCUGCCGCCAUCCGCUGCAGCGCCCACAGUGGUGGACGUCAAGCGACGCCCCCGGAGCCCGCGGUCAGCGAGUGAAAUUACCGACUCCGGCGUUCUUUUUGAAGGGAGAAAAGAAAAAAAGAAGUAAAACCUUGCCUGUCUUUUUGUUGUUGCGUGCGUCAGGCGAGGAGGCAUUUGCUUGGCUGUAUCGGCAAAGUGAAGUUGGAGGGAGGAGGGCGGAUGGGGGAAUGAGUCAUCGCAGCGAAGUGUAGUCACGCGAGAUGAUGUAUUUUGGCCGAUGGCACAAUUUGUGACAUUCUGCGAUGAGGUUGUCGGUUAGCCGAGCGCACAUUUGACAAGGAGAGAGGGGGAGAGAGAGAGGUCUUUGUGUGGGGGGGAGGAGGGGGGCAGCCUUAGCUCAGACUAUGAAUUAGCAUUGUGGACCCUCGUUAGGCCAAUGAGGCAAUAGAUCCUCAGAAAAUUGCAACGGACAAAUGUGCCAGUGUUAAACUGCCAUGAAAAUUACGUAAAAUUGCUCCGUGACCUGCCGGAGAAUGGGUUUCUUUUUCAAUGAAAAGGCGAAAAAAAAUCCAUUCAACCACUGGCCCUGUUGGAAGAGUGCUAGUCUUAUCAUGCCUUUAAACAAAUCCGGCAAUUUGACAGCAGUUUUUCUUUCAAAAACGGUGGGCUCUUUCACUCUCGUAUGGCCUGAAGGCUAUUAGAUGUGGCAAAGACUGUGUAUUUUUAUAUAAAUGUUAUAUAAAGUAACUUUUAAGACAGAUACCAUCUAUUUUAAUGUGAUGACUUCGGCCUAUAUUAAAACGCGCAUUCAGUUUGCUCACUAAUAAUGCUCAAGAAGCAAAUUGUUGAUGGAGCUUCUCUCCUCUUUGGUCUGAAUGACAGCUUUCCUUUUAUUAACCACUAAGUCUGACCGAUUUGGUCGAAUGAGCGGAAAACGUUUCGUGGUAACGCCUUACAAAAAAUGUACCAUUAGCUCACUAUGGUAAACCACGGUAAUUGUGUAUUUUUUUUGUAUAUCCCGAUUAUUUGGUGACGCUGCUAAGUCGGCGGUGGGUGCACAAUCACGAAUGACGAUACAACAACAAACUCGACGCAAACGUCAUUUUAAGACCGGGACCUUGAAAAGAAGUAUAAUAGACAGACGUUUCGCUCAAUCGCCCUUCUUCAGGGCUCGCUAUGUGCUGUGAAGAAAAGCCAUUGCCGGAACUGAAACGUCGCUUAUUAUCUACUUUAUUCUAAGGCCACAUGGUUGUUAUUGACGAAUGUGUUACAUUUGCUUUGCUAUCCCGUCUCCAACCUGUUGUUUGAUAGUCUUGUAGAAAAUACGCCUUGUAAACGCAACAAUACUUCAUAGAAAAAAUGUAAAAUAGCGGCCAGGUUUUAUAUGUGAAUGUAGCAAUAUUCAACAAAACCAUCUUUUGGUUUACCAUAGAGCAUCGCAAAGUACAUUUUUUUUUACUCUCGAGUGCACUUAGCGCCUUUAAUCUAAGUAUUAGCAAAGAUGAUGGUAUUACUAUAGCAGCUACUUUAUUUUAAUUAUUAUUAUAAAUGUAAAAAAAAAAAGAUUUAUGAGAUGUUUAACUUCGUAGAGGUGUGAGGCCCCUUUUUAAUAUGACUUCUCUCCACACACAUCGUCUCUGGGUGCCCCACGCAUUGCCUGAACGCCCGCGCGCUGUGCUCAAGCCUUUUGUGCCGCGUGGGUGUUCACGGCUGUGCCGAACGGCUCUCCGAUGCGUUUCACGGGUCGUGCCCGAGCGCACGUCGUUCGCCACCACGUCGUUCGCCACCACGUCUGACGUCUUCGCCUGCGCGCGCCGGCAAGGUGAAUCGGAACUGGUUUCGCGUUUCCCGAAGAAGCCUCUCCCCGGCGCGUGGUGGUGGAGUGAAAAGGUCGGGCGUCGGGCCCGAACGACGGUGUGCGGUACCACUGGCAAACGCAUCGGCGAGAGCUAUAGUGUUCAAGUCCUGUUUACAUUACGGAGGCGACACACAUUUGUAUGAGCUUUGUUGAACAGUUAAUUUACUUGUUUUUUAAACGAGCCCGGAAGGACAAACGAUCAGUAUUCAAACUUAAUGUGAUACAGCUGAAAGUGUUUUUUUAAACUAGGCAUUUCAAGACAAAACUUUUCUUAUUUUAUUCUCAUGUUUUUUUUUUAGUUAUAUUUGUGCGAGCGGUGCGUGUCUGUGUCUGCGUCGAUAUUAUUUUUUUUGGGUUUUCCACAACCUGCCUGUGGUGGGGUUAAUCACAAACAUGCCUCUAUUAAAUAAACUCCUGUGUAUAAGAGAGAGAGAGAGAGCGCAGCGCGUUACCGGACUUGCGCAUAACUUGGGCAGUCCCAGCGACUGCGGUUUUGUGAGUACAAUGUACAUCGUGAUGCCUUUGUCAAAAUAAAACACAUUCUUGUAAUGUAA
This is a messenger RNA of Lethenteron reissneri (Far Eastern brook lamprey), 4204 nucleotides long. Its product is annotated as phospholipid phosphatase 3-like. The record is from RefSeq and is a predicted model, not a curated record. Gene Ontology annotation, molecular function: phosphatidate phosphatase activity. Gene Ontology annotation, cellular component: plasma membrane. Gene Ontology annotation, biological process: phospholipid metabolic process; phospholipid dephosphorylation; signal transduction. NCBI's taxonomy places the organism in Eukaryota, Metazoa, Chordata, Hyperoartia, Petromyzontiformes, Petromyzontidae.